Messenger RNA from Poecilia reticulata (guppy), 2232 nucleotides. Lineage: Eukaryota; Metazoa; Chordata; Actinopteri; Cyprinodontiformes; Poeciliidae. The record is from RefSeq and is a predicted model, not a curated record.
CGAAGCAGGCCGCCUCCCCCGGAUGGCAACGACGCUCGCUCCCCGGACAUAUUCCAGAAACAUUUGGGUUGGUAGCAGCCAGAAUGGAGGCAGCAGCUGUGUGUUGCCAUGGCUGCCGUGUUGAGUGAUUGGUCACAUGAUUCGUCACAAACGCUGCAUUCAGAAACGUCGUGUGGCAGACCUUUUGUCUAAUUUUAUUCCGGAAGAUGAAGCGGCUCUUAUGAAAAAUGGGAGAUACACUUGUCUUGUAUGCUCCUACCGUCCUGUGUUUGAUACAGUAGACAUAUUGACAGUUCACAGGCAAGGAAAGAAGCAUCUAGAAGGAUUGAAAACAUUCUACGGCAAGAAAGCAAAGCUGAAGAUUGAAGUAUCGAAAAGACAACAUGAAAACUAUAUCCAGUCUGAAGAAAAACAACAGGAACCCUCCAGUUCAGCUCCUUUACUGGCACAAACACGGAAGCUCACCCAUCAUGCUUUACUAAAGACUGUCCCGUAUAACAGCUGCCACAGAAAAACCAGUACAAAACCUGAAAGAAGAUCUAUGAGUACUGUCUCAGGUGCCACUGGAAACCUACACAGCAAAUCUCCAUCUACAUCCUGUAAAACUGAAGUUUCAGAAACAUCAGCAAGCAACCAUGACGACUCUAAUGCAGUCGAAACAGAAGACCAGGCUGCAUUAACACAAGCUGCAGAACCUCUAACAGCCCAGAGGAGGAGGGAAAUGGAGCACUAUCUGAAACUGAAAAGUGAUGGGUGGGUGCAAGAUCGUAACGGCCAGUGGGUCAAAGACGAGAAUGUGGAGUUUGACUCGGAUGAGGAAGAACCUGCACCUCUGGUUCCCUUAUCUACAAGCUAGUGUCACAACAAAGAGCUGUGAGAUGCCCCUUAUUGUACCACAGUGGUACGCUUGAGCAACAAUUCUGUUUUGAAGAACCACAACUCCCAUCAGUGAGGACAUUGUGAAACUAACAAAACAGUUUUCUGGUCUUCCAUCAGAGUGUUUUGCUUUUCUUUUCUGAUUCUUUUCUUUUCACAUCCACUGUAGUGAGCUGUUUAAGCAACUACGUUGUCUUUGUUUUCCUUUUGAACCUUUAUGACUGCAGUGUCUUGCUUGACAAGUUGUUGCAACUCACCUGCACCGCCUGCAUGUCAACAGACAUGUUUUUGUGGGCCGUAACCUGCUGGUGUGAAAUAAAGUCACGAGAAACGGGAAGAAAACAGUGUUGCAAACGUUUGCGCAAGAUAAACUCCAAAUAACUUAUAACUUUUGUGUUAUGUUUCUUUGAUACAUAUUACUCUAAUCUACUUUUACUUUGGGUGUUUAAAGUAGUAUAUCAGGUAUACAUUCUAGGUUUCUUCCUAUCAGGUAUCAAGUCACAUUAACUUCACAAGUCCACCCGUGCAUUAAGAAUGUCAGUUCUGUUUAGCAAUAACAGCCGUUCUGUCACUGACCCUCCAGGCAUUUUCAUGGUUUAAAAAAUACAGAACAUGUAGCAUUUUUCUUCUUCUGUUAAACUCUGUGGCUUUCCAAAUGCACAACAGUUAUUUCUACUUCACUUGCUGGAAAUAGUAUAGUAAUACUAUUACUUCUACUAGAAUGGCAUUCAACAAGCACAUGCAUAAAGUCAAAUGAUUGUGAAUUAGCUUAAAAAAUGUAAACUUGCUGGAUCCAUAUAGGAAUCAACAAUGGAUAACUUAAGAGUUCAGGAGCAAAAUGAUCAAAUUUAAUGGCUCAACGAACUUUAAAUCGUUAUUUGUCAUAUUGUAAGUGUAAUCUAUGCUAAACCAUUAGCAGUUAUCAUGUCUGUUUCCAAAGUUUGAGAUCCGAGCUGUAGACAUUUCCACUUCCACACUUAGUAUUCAGAUUAUUUUCUAAAAGUUAAUUCUCUAAUACCUAAUUCUGUUAUCUGCAUGAUUUUUAGAGCUAAAUUUGAUUAGUUUAAUACAUUUUAAUUACAUUUUGUUUCAUUGGGGGUCAAUAUGUCUUAGUUUGAUUCACUGUUCGUUUUCUUCCUCAAUGAUCAUCUUUAUUAACACAAAGAUGAACAUGUAUUAGGAUCAGUAAAACUGUUAGUUUAAUAAUUUCCAGAAAUACUUGUAUAGGUUUCCAUGAGGAUCAUGCUAUUCACAACAAUAUUGUGUCAAAAUCAUAACAAGCCAGAUGUGAUGCAUGGUCUUAUUUGUACAAAGACAAAAAAAAAAUGUUUUAUGGAAAUAAAAAAGUAGUUGGCA